UCAGGGGACGCCGCCGUCCAUGCCCCGGCACUGGGUCCCCGACUGCGGCCCCGGAGCAGUCUGGUGGCCAGAUUGUCCAGGAAGAGACAUUCUGAAGCAGUAAGAAAGGAGCCUUUCCAUUCGGGACCCUGAGCGGCAGCUGGAGAUGGGGAAUGGAUUGUCAGACCAAACUUCCAUCCUGGCCAGCCUGCCCACCUUCCAGUCCUUCCACAUCGUCAUCCUGGGCUUGGACUGUGCAGGCAAGACCACAGUCUUGUACCGACUGCAGUUCAAUGAAUUUGUAAACACUGUACCCACGAAAGGAUUUAACACGGAGAAAAUCAAGGUAACCUUGGGAAACUCCAAGACUGUCACUUUUCACUUUUGGGAUGUAGGUGGUCAGGAGAAAUUAAGGCCACUGUGGAAGUCCUACACCAGGUGCACAGAUGGCAUCGUGUUCGUGGUGGACUCCGUGGACGUGGAAAGGAUGGAGGAGGCGAAAACUGAACUUCAUAAAAUCACUAGGAUAUCAGAAAAUCAAGGGGUCCCUGUGCUUAUAGUCGCUAACAAACAAGACCUGAGGAACUCACUGUCACUUUCGGAAAUUGAAAAGUUGUUAGCGAUGGGGGAACUGAGCUCAUCCACUCCGUGGUACCUGCAGCCCACGUGUGCCAUCAUAGGAGACGGAUUAAAGGAAGGACUUGAGAAACUGCACGAGAUGAUCCUCAAAAGGAGGAAGAUGCUGCGACAACAGAAGAAGAAAAGAUGACUAUGAGUACCUCUUGUAUGUAUAUGGAGCAGGCUUGCCCUGAUCUGAUUUGGACACAUGGAAGUGUCCUCAGCCUGGUUUGCCGCCUGCCCUGGAUGUUACUUAAAGCUUUGUUUUGUUGAACAGUCAGAUGCCCAACUCCGUUGCCUUGUGGAAUAUGAAUAAAUGCAGUACUUCUUA
Molecule: messenger RNA, 928 nt
Organism: Ochotona princeps (American pika)
Lineage: Eukaryota; Metazoa; Chordata; Mammalia; Lagomorpha; Ochotonidae
Gene: ARL4A
Product: ADP ribosylation factor like GTPase 4A
Exons: 2
Coding region: 146-748 (200 amino acids)
Biological process (GO): vesicle-mediated transport; intracellular protein transport
Cellular component (GO): cytoplasm
Molecular function (GO): GTPase activity; GTP binding
Source: RefSeq, a predicted model, not a curated record